AUGGUGACUUUGUCGCUCUCUCACAGCGCACCGGAACUACGGGGCUACGAAGUGGUAAUAAAACGGCAGAUUAACAAGGAGACCAAUGAAUGGGAAGACGUGAGUGGAACCAAGGACUUACGCUGUCGCCAAGGUAAUGUGGUCAGGGACUUAAGGCAACUAUAGAGAACCGUUUGGCAGACCCUGUUUCCCUAAGCGGGAGGCGGUGUUCGUCAUCCGUAUUGCUGAAGGGUUUGUUUUGUUUUUAGUUUUUUUGAGAUAGUGUUCAUAUCAAGAAUUGCAGUUGCGAUUGCGCUCUCGAUCUGAAUCUUGUUUCCAGUCUUGAUUUCUAUGACGUCAGUCUUUUUUACAUUGCAAAGGAAGUAAAAAAGGGCAUAAUUAUUAUGAUAGUUUUACUUGUAUUUUUUGUCGGUAACAGACAUCGAAGAUGGGCGCCCUUCUCACAAGGAUAUACCAGACCUUUUAUUCCCCGUUGCUCAAGCUGACAUAAAUGAGUGCUCAACAUAUGCAGUGGUUUACCGUCUCAAAUCUUCUCCGCCUUACACCAUCACAUCUACUGGCGGUUUAUUCAUUCAUCCUGAUUAUCCAGGCGUGACGGUGACAAUCCCCGAGAAUGCUGUUGCACCCGAGUCACCGUUUACCCUGGAGUUCAAGGUUGGUGCAUGUGAUUCAAAAGGUCCAUUUAUAAAGAAAGUAUCAUCAAAAAGGCUUUUUAAAGUGAUACGGUUUUUUUAAAAAAUGACGAUCUAAUUAUGACCAGUCUAGAGGGCUUGACUGAAAAAUCGUUUACUGAAUAUUUGUAGAGAUCUUUUUGUUACUUAAAUUACGUUAUCUUUUUAUUUAUCGUAUGGGGAAUUCACGUCAAUUUUAAAGCCUAAAGAAUACAUGAAAUUAACUGCUGAUGAUUACUCUUUUAAAUGGUACAGGUGCAAGAAGUUCCAAAUGAAGAAUUUAAAGGGGAAGAUGUAUUUCUUGGACCUAUUCUGCGAAUUAAAUUCCUUGGGGUUAUCCAGUUCUUUAGACCUGUUACUAUUCAGCUACCAGUUUCUCUUCGAGAUCGACAGGACUUUAAACCAGAUCCCACUAAAUGCCGUGUGAGAGUGUUGUUCCUGAAUCGCGAGGAGGAAAAAAAGGAAUGA
This is a messenger RNA of Porites lobata, 1139 nucleotides long. The record is from the annotation of a GenBank genome assembly. Lineage: Eukaryota; Metazoa; Cnidaria; Anthozoa; Scleractinia; Poritidae.